GCAGAGGCAGGGCCCCCCAGGAAGGCACACGCACCAUGGGGCGCCUGGAGCUGGCUGUCUUAGGCCUCGCCUGCUGCUUGGCAGUAGUGAGCGCCGCAAAGCUGGGCGCAGUGUACACGGAAGGGGGCUUCGUGGAGGGCGUCAACAAGAAGCUCGGCCUCUUCGGCGGCAACUCUGUGGACGUCUUCAAGGGCAUCCCCUUCGCCGCCCCGCCCAAGGCCCUGGAGAACCCCCAGCGGCACCCUGGCUGGCAAGGAACCCUGAAGGCCAAGGACUUCAAGAAGCGAUGCCUGCAAGCCACUAUCACCCAGGACAACACCUAUGGCUCUGAGGACUGCCUCUACCUCAACAUCUGGGUCCCCCAGGGCAAGAAGGAAGUUUCCCGGAACCUGCCUGUCAUGAUCUGGAUCUACGGAGGAGCCUUCCUCAUGGGUUCUGGCCAAGGGGCUAAUGUCCUUAAAAACUACCUGUACGACGGGGAGGAGAUUGCCACGCGGGGCAACGUCAUCGUCGUCACCUUCAACUACCGCGUCGGGCCCCUAGGCUUCCUCAGCACUGGGGACGCCAACCUGCCAGGUAACUACGGUCUUUGGGACCAGCACAUGGCCAUCGCGGGGGUGAAGAGGAACAUUGCGGCCUUUGGGGGGGACCCCGACAACAUCACCAUCUUUGGGCAAUCAUCUGGAAGUGUCAGCGUCUCUCUGCAGGGGGAUCUGAUGGGGGCUACCCUCACUCCCUACAACAAGGGCCUCGUCCGGCGAGCCAUCAGCCAGAGCGGUGUGGCACUGACCCCCUGGGCCAUCCAGAAGAACCCUCUGUUCUGGGCUAAGCAGAUCGCCAAGAAGGUGGGCUGCCCCCUGGACGAUGCCGCCAGGAUGGCCAAGUGUCUGAAGGUCACCGACCCCCGGGCCCUGACGCUGGCCUAUAAGAUGCCCCUGGCGGGCAUGGAGUACCCCAUGCUGCACUACCUGGGCUUCCUCCCCGUCGUGGACGGAGACUUCAUCCCUGACGACCCCAUCAACCUUUUCACCAACGCGGCCGACAUCGACUACAUCGCUGGCACCAACGACAUGGACGGCCACAUCUUUACCAGCAUUGACAUGCCGGCCAUCAACAAGGACAAGCAGACUGUCACAGGGGAGGACUUCUUCAAGCUGGUCAGCGGGCUCACCUUUGCCAAGGGGUCCAGAGGUGCCAAUGCCACCUUUGACCUCUACACGGCGUCCUGGGCCGAGGACUCCUCCCAGGAGGCCAAGAAGAAGACAGUGGUGGACUUUGAGACUGACGUCCUCUUCCUGAUGCCCACGAAGAUGGCCGUGGCCCAGCACAAAGCCAACGCCAAGAGUGCCCGGACCUACACCUACCUGUUCUCCCACCCCUCUCGCAUUCCGUUGUACCCCAGCUGGAUGGGCGCCGACCACAUGACUGACCUCCCGUACGUGUAUGGGUGGCCCUUCCACAACCCUCUGGGCUACCGGGCCCAAGACAGGACUGUCUCCCAGGCCAUGAUCGCCUACUGGACCAACUUUGCCAGAACUGGGGACCCCAACCAGGGCCACUCGGCUGUGCCCACCCAAUGGGAGCCCUACACCCAGGAAAACGGCAACUACCUGGAGAUUAACAACAAGAUGGACGGCCAGUCCAUGAAGCAGCACCUGAGGAGCAGCUACCUGCAGUACUGGACCCAGACCUACCAGGCACUGCCCACUGUGAAUGGAGACGGGGCCACCCUCGUGCCUUCCUCUGACGACUCUGAGGGCUCCCCUUGAGUCCCUUCUGGUGACUCUGAGAGGGCUCAGAUGUCCGCAGCCAUUGGCUUCUAAUGUCCCUGCCCCAGAGGUCACAGGUGGGACCCAGGGAGCCCACCUCCCUCCCCAGCUCUUCCUGAAUAAAACCGCUUCUCUCUCUGGCAA
This is a messenger RNA of Myotis davidii, 1913 nucleotides long. Its product is annotated as bile salt-activated lipase. NCBI's taxonomy places the organism in Eukaryota, Metazoa, Chordata, Mammalia, Chiroptera, Vespertilionidae. Gene Ontology annotation, molecular function: signaling receptor activity; triacylglycerol lipase activity; neurexin family protein binding. Gene Ontology annotation, biological process: chemical synaptic transmission; synaptic vesicle endocytosis; modulation of chemical synaptic transmission. The record is from RefSeq and is a predicted model, not a curated record. Gene Ontology annotation, cellular component: cell surface; synapse; postsynaptic specialization membrane.